AUGGCAUCUCAAGUUUCAUGGAUUGGAUUGGGGAACAUGGGCAGGGGGAUGUGCAAAAACAUCAUUGAAAAAGGCUCCCUUAAGUCUCCUCUGAUUGUCUACAACCGUACCGCUGCGCGUGCCCAUUCUCUCGUCGAGUCCUUCCCCAAGGGCAAAGCUACUGUCGCUACCACCAUUGCCGAUGCCGUGAAGCCAGCGGAUCUUAUCUUCAUCUGUGUCGGUGACGAUGCCGCCUCUGACAAUGUUAUCAAGGAGGCUAUAGAGUCCGGCGAUGUCAAGGGGAAGCUCUUCGUCGACUGCUCGACCGUCCACCCAGACACGACCCGAAAGACCUCUCAGACUCUUACGGAGAAGGGAGCUUCCUUCGUCUCUUGCCCAGUCUUUGGUGCCCCGGCGUUCGCUGAUGCCGGACAGCUCGUCAGUGUGUUGGCUGGAAAGAAGGAAGACGUGGACAAGGUCAAGCCUUUCACUACGGGCGUGACCAGUCGCACCAUUAUCGACCUGUCCGACCAGGAGAUUGGAAGAGCGAGCAUGCUCAAGGUCCUUGGAAACUCUUUCAUUCUAAGCACCAUCGAGACCCUCUCUGAGGGCCUGGUCCUGGCUGAGAAGUCUGGUCUUGGUACCGACACCUACCACCAGUGGCUGGAGCUCUUCUUCCCCGGAGCGUUCCCGAAAUACUCGACCCGCAUGACUUCUGGUGACUACUACCAGAGAGAAUACCCACUGUUCGCGGUCGACUUGGCUCGGAAAGAUCUGCGUCACGCGUUGAGCUUGGCCAGCUCUUCCGGCGUGCAUCUGCCUAGUGCGGAGGUCGCGGAUGGUCUUUUGAAGGAAGUCAAGGAGCAUGAUGGCGAGAAGGGCGAUGUCGCAGGUAUUUACGGUGCGCUUCGACAGCACUCUGGUUUGAAGUAUGAGAAUCAGUGA
Messenger RNA from Paecilomyces variotii, 924 nucleotides. RefSeq lists its product as hypothetical. The transcript is spliced from 2 exons. Bases 1 to 924 code for a protein of 307 amino acids. Gene Ontology annotation, molecular function: NADP binding; NAD binding; oxidoreductase activity, acting on the CH-OH group of donors, NAD or NADP as acceptor. The record is from RefSeq and is a predicted model, not a curated record. NCBI's taxonomy places the organism in Eukaryota, Fungi, Ascomycota, Eurotiomycetes, Eurotiales, Thermoascaceae.